Molecule: messenger RNA, 925 nt
Organism: Galdieria sulphuraria
Lineage: Eukaryota; Rhodophyta; Bangiophyceae; Galdieriales; Galdieriaceae
Exons: 4
Coding region: 21-818 (265 amino acids)
Source: RefSeq, a predicted model, not a curated record
AAGGGCAACACACACACGAAAUGGCAUUCAUGAGCAAAAGCAACCGUGAGCAGUUGACGUCUUUCAACUUUGAACUGGUUCCAGCUUCUUUUGAAAAGUCACCUAAUAAAGCAGAUAGUGUGUUGUUAAAUGAAAUAUGUUUGUUAUUGGGAGCGAAACCUAAGGAAACUUUUGAAAGGACAACUACCGCUUUAUCGUGGACUUGUACUUUGUUGUGGGCAAACAUGGGACCCUUUCAAGGAAAAGGAACGAAUAAGAAAGAAGCAAGAAACGACGCCUCUGCCAAAGCCGUAGACUAUAUACUCAAGAAGGUGGCACCUUUUCAGAAGAACCGGGAUUCCUAUGAGAAUAGCAACGACUGGCUACUCGACAACUUUGCCUAUUCUACCCCACCUUCGAUAUCCAUCUUGUUUUUGAUAGAUUUGGAUAGUUGUACCCAAUUGGUCUCUAAAAUUGUGCAGUUAUGUCGUAAUCUUCAAUUACAACGGGUAUCUUGUCAAGGAUUUGCGAGUAAGUUGUACAGUAGUGCUCAUCUACCGAAAGAAAUAGUAGUAGAAAGAGCAGAUUCCACUAGUAAGAGUUCAGCAGCUUUUCUAAUAGCCUAUCGUUCUGGUAUACUUGCAGUCAAAUAUUGUCACUCCAAUUGGAAACCUCUUGUGUUGAUAUUAAGUAGAGACUUUGGUUUGAUGUCGGUUGCUCAAAUGUUGGAGGAAAACCUUUUUCGAGUUUAUUUUUGUACUGAUAUGGAUAAAGUCUUUGAAAUCAAAGAUGCUUUGAUACAAGCAAGUCAACAAUGGCAAAUGGAAAAUAAAUCUUGAACUUUUUUCUUUGGAUGGAAACUCAAGAUGUGGUUGCUAAACAUUAUGAUGAACUUGCUAGUGAAGAUAGAGCAACUAGAAAGUCAAGUAAAAUAUUAAGUCUUCGU